Molecule: messenger RNA, 2804 nt
Organism: Cricetulus griseus (Chinese hamster)
Lineage: Eukaryota; Metazoa; Chordata; Mammalia; Rodentia; Cricetidae
Source: RefSeq, a predicted model, not a curated record
GUCUCCUCCAGAAAACAAUCAAAAAAAAAACCAUGGCUGCAAAGGAGAAACUGGAGGCAGUGUUGAACGUGGCCUUGAGGGUGCCGAGCAUCAUGCUGCUGGAUGUCCUCUACAGAUGGGACGUCAGCUCCUUUUUCCAGCAGAUCCAAAGAAGUAGCCUCAGUAACAACCCUCUUUUCCAGUAUAAGUAUUUGGCUCUUAAUAUGCAUUAUGUAGGUUACAUCUUAAGUGUCGUGCUACUCACUUUGCCCAGGCAGCAUCUGGUUCAGCUUUAUUUAUAUUUUUUGACUGCCCUGCUCCUCUAUGCUGGACAUCAGAUAUCCAGGGACUAUGUUAGGAGUGAACUGGAGUCUGCCUAUGAAGGACCAAUGUAUUUAGAACCUCUCUCCCUGAAUCGCUUUACCACAGCCUUAAUAGGUCAGCUUGUGGUGUGUACCUUAUGCUCCUGUGUCAUGAAAACAAAGCAGAUCUGGCUCUUCCCGGCACACAUGCUUCCUCUGCUGGCACGCCUCUGCCUCGUCCCUCUGGAGACCAUCGUCAUCAUCAACAAAUUUGCUAUGAUUUUUACAGGAUUGGAAGUCCUGUAUUUUCUAGGGUCGAAUCUUUUAGUACCAUAUAACCUCGCCAAGUCUGCAUACAGAGAGUUAGUUCAGGUAGUGGAGGUGUACGGCCUCCUGGCCUUGGGAAUGUCACUGUGGAACCAGCUGGUUCUUCCUGUGCUUUUCAUGGUCUUCUGGCUUGUUUUAUUUGCUCUUCAGAUCUACUCCUACUUCAGCACCCGCGAUCAGCCCGCCUCCCGAGAGAGGCUUCUCUUCCUCUUCCUGACAAGCAUCCCUGAGUGCUGCAGCACUCCCUACUCCCUUCUGGGCUUGGUCUUCACUGUGUCCUUUGUCGCCUUGGGUGUUCUGACACUCUGCAAGUUCUACCUGCAGGGAUAUCGAGCCUUCAUGAACGAUCCUGCCAUGAAUAGGGGGAUGACAGAAGGAGUCACUCUGCUGAUCCUGGCAGUGCAAACCGGCCUCAUAGAGCUUCAGGUGGUUCACCGAGCAUUUCUGCUCAGCAUCAUCCUCUUCAUCGUUGUGGCCUCUAUCCUGCAGUCCAUGUUAGAGAUUGCGGAUCCCAUUGUUUUGGCACUGGGAGCAUCCAGAGACAAGAGUUUGUGGAAACACUUCCGUGCUGUGAGCCUCUGCUUGUUCCUCCUUGUGUUCCCCGCAUAUAUGGCCUACAUGAUUUGCCAGUUCUUCCACAUGGACUUUUGGCUUCUCAUCAUCAUCUCCAGUAGCAUCCUGACCUCUCUCCAGGUUCUGGGAACACUUUUUAUUUAUGUCUUAUUUAUGGUUGAGGAAUUCCGAAAAGAGCCCGUGGAAAACAUGGACGAUGUCAUCUACUAUGUGAAUGGCACUUACCGCCUGCUGGAGUUUCUUGUGGCCCUUUGUGUGGUGGCCUACGGCGUCUCAGAGACCAUCUUCGGAGAGUGGACCGUGAUGGGCUCCAUGAUCAUUUUCAUCCAUUCCUAUUACAACGUGUGGCUCCGUGCCCAGCUGGGCUGGAAGAGCUUCCUACUCCGCAGGGAUGCUGUGAAUAAGAUUAAGUCUCUCCCAGCCCCCAUGAAAGAGCAGCUGGAGAAGCACAAUGAUAUCUGUGCCAUCUGUUACCAGGACAUGAAAUCUGCUGUGAUCACGCCUUGCAGUCAUUUCUUCCAUGCAGGAUGUCUUAAGAAAUGGCUGUAUGUCCAGGAUACCUGCCCUCUGUGUCACUGCCACCUCAAAAACUCCUCCCAGCUUCCGGGACUGGGAACGGAACCGGCUCCACAGCCUCCUGCUGGGGCUGAGCAGAACAUUGUACUUCAGGAAGGUCCCGAACCCCCUGACCAUGAGCAUCCGCCAGGGACCGGAACACAGGAGGGUUCUCGGGACAGUAGUGAACACAUCCGCAGAAGCUCGGCUAGCCAGGAAGGGGCUGCUGACCCCAGAGAGGAUCUUCAGAGUGCAAAAGGUGAAACCUGUCCUGUUGAGUCUGCCUAGAGGAGAAGCAGGCUUGCAGCCCUGCUGCGGAGAAGGCCGCCCAAGGUCGAGAUCACGCUCAAAUCUGAGGAGUGAAUGUAGGAGAGGAUUAGGCAGGUCCCUGACAUUCCAAGGAUCUAUUCCAGGGGUACUCAGUGGACACCACCUGCUUUCCACCCCACUUCGUGUUGUAGGAGAAAUUUUGCAAUGUACACUAAUCAACAUGUAUUUAUAUGCUGAUGUUUUGUAGAGGUUUGCCAAGAAAAUUCAACCUCAGCAACUUCAGAAGUAGCCCCUGAUUUGUGAGGGGUAAUGAAAUCAGGUUUGAGUGUUUGAAAGGGGUCCAGAGAGAGGACAAAGAUCUGGAAGUCAUCAUGAAGGUGCAGGCAGAGGUGGAACUGGCUUUUCCUUUCCCAUGGGACAGGAUUACUCUGAUUAUAAAGUAUGGGUAAUGACCAGCCCUUUCCUCCGCUCCCCUUUCCCUCAGUCGAUUGGAACCACCAAGUGAUUCUGGCAUUUUCUACACCACCACAAUGAAAUCAAAGAUGUAGACACAUUGACUGUAUUCUAAGAUGCAGGCACACGUCCGUCACCAUGUGCUUCAGAGAAGGGAUGGGCGGGCACUGGGCCUAUGGGGGCAUUCACGUCACCUGAGACUCUUGAUCUUGAUGCUGGAGUCUUCGUAUUUUGAUGUAUAUGAAACUUUUGUUAAUAUAUCGUAUACUUUGUUGGCUGUGUGAAGUAAACUAAAACUCUCAUGAACACUUUGGAGUCCACUUUUAAAAAGGAGGCCAAAGUGGG